Knipowitschia caucasica is the source of this 201-nucleotide messenger RNA. Lineage: Eukaryota; Metazoa; Chordata; Actinopteri; Gobiiformes; Gobiidae. The record is from the annotation of a GenBank genome assembly.
AUGAACCCGCCUCAGGUAGGGAUGCUCAGCUCAGCAACAAUGGACAAGAUGAGGGUGGGCCAUCAUGGGGGUCCCGUACCAGCUGCAAGCCAAACCCACGCAUCACAUCAGCCCCUCACCAAAACACUGCCCAGUCCCAAACCACUCCACCAGGCGCCAAAGAGCUCCUUCUGCCUGGAGCCUGGGGGAUUGCCUUUUUAG